AUGAACUCUCCUUCGGGGACAAGAGCCCCACUGGACCCGGCCCAGGAAUCCAACGGCAUAGCCACCCCAGCUUCCCGCAGCAGGUGGGACAGCUCCUGGAGCAGCACCUCCAGCCUGGACCACCCUCCGCCCGUCAGCCCCACGGCAACCAGGGCUCAGGCUGCUGCCUGGGCCCCCUUUCCCACGGUCGAUGUUCCGGACUCCGCCCACUACGCCCUGGGCACGGUGAUCCUGCUGGUGGGGCUCACAGGGAUGCUGGGAAAUCUGACGGUCAUCUAUACCUUCUGCAGUUGUGAUUUACUUCAUGGAGUCAAUGUGAUGAUUAAGAGCAGAGGCCUCAGGACUCCUGCCAACAUGUUCAUCAUCAACCUCGCAGUCAGCGACUUCCUCAUGUCCUUCACCCAGGCCCCCGUCUUCUUCGUCAGCAGCGUCUAUAAGCAGUGGCUCUUUGGAGAGACAGGCUGUGAAUUCUAUGCCUUCUGUGGGGCUGUCUUUGGCAUCACCUCCAUGAUUACCCUGACGGCCAUCGCCCUGGACCGCUACCUGGUGAUCACACGCCCACUGGCCACCGUCGGGAUGGUGUCCAAGAGGCGGGCGGCGCUUGUCCUGCUGGGCGUCUGGCUCUAUGCCCUGGCUUGGAGUCUGCCGCCCUUCUUUGGCUGGAGUGCCUAUGUGCCCGAGGGGCUGCUGACCUCUUGCUCCUGGGACUACGUGAGCUUCACGCCAUCGGUCCGCGCCUACACCAUGCUGCUCUUCUGCUUUGUGUUCUUCCUCCCCCUGCUCGUCAUCAUCUACUGCUACAUCUUCAUCUUCAAGGCCAUCCGGGAGACGGGCCAAGCUCUCCAGACUUUCGGGGCCAGCGAGGGUGGUGGUGAGUGCCCCUGGCAACGGCAGCGUCUGCAGAACGAGUGGAAAAUGGCCAAGAUCGAGCUGUUGGUUAUCCUUCUCUUCGUGCUCUCCUGGGCCCCCUACUCCACUGUAGCCCUGAUGGGCUUUGCUGGGUACGCACAUGUCCUGACGCCCUACAUGAACUCGGUGCCAGCUGUCAUCGCCAAGGCCUCUGCCAUCUACAACCCCAUCAUUUAUGCCAUCACCCACCCCAAGUACAGAAUGGCCAUCGCCCAGCACCUGCCCUGCCUCGGGGUGCUGCUGGGCGUGUCAGGCCAGCGCACUGGCCUGUACACCAGCUACCGCUUCACCCACCGCUCCACACUGAGCAGCCAGGCCUCAGACCUCAGCUGGAUCACUGGACGGAGGCGCCAGGUGUCCCUGGGCUCUGAGAGUGAGGUGGGCUGGACAGACACGGAGGUAACAGCUGCUUGGGGGACUGCCCAGCAAAUGAGCGGAUGGUCCCCCUGCAGUCAGGGCCUGGAGGAUGUGGAAGCCAAGGCCCCUCCCAAGUCCCAGGGACAGAAAGCAGAGGCUUCCGGAAAGACCAAAGGGCUGCUCCCCAGCCUGGACCCCAGGAUGUAG
Molecule: messenger RNA, 1473 nt
Organism: Lagenorhynchus albirostris (white-beaked dolphin)
Lineage: Eukaryota; Metazoa; Chordata; Mammalia; Artiodactyla; Delphinidae
Gene: OPN4
Product: opsin 4
Exons: 11
Coding region: 1-1473 (490 amino acids)
Biological process (GO): G protein-coupled receptor signaling pathway; visual perception
Cellular component (GO): membrane
Molecular function (GO): G protein-coupled receptor activity
Source: RefSeq, a predicted model, not a curated record